Aricia agestis (brown argus) is the source of this 2620-nucleotide messenger RNA. RefSeq names its product programmed cell death 6-interacting protein (gene ALiX). Gene Ontology annotation, biological process: mitotic cytokinesis. Gene Ontology annotation, molecular function: protein binding. Gene Ontology annotation, cellular component: endosome. The record is from RefSeq and is a predicted model, not a curated record. NCBI's taxonomy places the organism in Eukaryota, Metazoa, Arthropoda, Insecta, Lepidoptera, Lycaenidae. Bases 42 to 2525 code for a protein of 827 amino acids. The transcript has 16 exons.
AAAAUUAAAAAUUCACAAACAAAGUAAAGUCAUUCGCAGAAAUGGCUGAUUUGUUGAGUGUGCCGUAUAAAAAAUCAUCAGACGUAGAUAUUAGUAAGCCUUUACUGAAUUUAAUUCAAUCUACUUACGCGGAUUCCAGCGAUGAUUACAGCGAUGCCGUCAACGAACUCCACAAACUUAGAACACAAGCUAUUUGGAAGCUGUUUGAGAAGUCAUCUCUAGAAGUUAUUUACAGCUAUUAUGACCAACUGGUUGCAUUGGAAAAGAAAAUUCCUCCACAAGAAGUGCAAAUUCCAUUCAAAUGGAAAGAUGCUUUUGAUAAAGGAUCAUUAUUUGGAGGAAGGAUGAGUCUUACUGUCAGCUCCUUAGAAUAUGAGAGAAUGUGUAUUCUGUUCAACAUCGCUGCAGUUAUGAGCUCUCAGGCGUCCCAGCAGACCUUGGAAACUGAAGACUCCCUCAAGCUGGCAGCUAAACUACUUCAACAAUCAGCAGGUAUCUUUGCCUACUUAAAAGCCAAUGUGAUGAUGGCCGUCCACCGAGAAACCACUCCUGACCUCAACCCGGAGACUCUGCAUGUGUUGUCGCAGCUGAUGCUCGCUCAGGCUCAAGAGGUUAUUGCCUACAAGUGUAUCAGAGAUGAGAUGAAGGAGUACAUGGUAGCUAAGGUAUGUUCCCAAUGUGAGGAGCUGUACACUGACGCCCUUCGCGGCUUGCAGAAGCAGACCCUGCGCCCGCUCUGGGACAGCGAGUGGAUUCCACAUGUUCAAUCGAAACUGAACGCUUUCCGUGGUCUAGCCCAGUACUACCAGGGCAUGGUGUGCCACUCACAGAAGGCGGUCGGGGAGGAGAUCGCUCGCCUGCAGAUAGCAGUAGAGGCGCUGAAGGGUCGUCAGGGCGGUCCACUGGGCGACGCGGCGCUGCGGGCUACACGCGCGCUGGCCGCCGCCACCCGCGACAACGAUUUCAUCUACCACGAGCGCGUGCCCGAGGCCCGCGCGCUCGACCCCAUCCCGCGCGCGCCCGUCGCGCAGGCCCUGCCCGUGCCCGAGCGGUUCAGCAGCGCGCACAGAGAUCUGUUCGAGAAGCUGGUGCCGAUGGCGGUGCACCAAGCGCUGCACGCGAGCGAAGCGCGCCGCUCCGAGAUCGUCAACGCCGAGAUCAACAAGCUGCGAGAGGCCACGCAGCUGCUCAACAGUAUCCUGGCGUCGCUGAAUCUGCCGGCGUGUAUCGAGAGCGGCGGCGGCAGCGGGCUGCCCGAGUCCAUCCGCAGCAAGGCGGCGGCGGUGCGCGCGGCGGGCGGGCUGCCGGCGCUGCAGAGACUCAUGGCCGAGCUGCCCGAGCUGCUGCAGCGCAACCGCGAGAUACUCUCAGAGGCGGAGCGCAUGUUACGCGAGGAGGAGGAGGGUGACGCGUCGCUGCGCGCGCAGUUCGGCGCGCGGUGGACGCGCACGCCGUCCGCGCAGCUCACGGAGACGUUCCGCGCCAAUGCCGCCAAGUACACGCAGAUCAUAGACAACGCCGUGCGCGCCGACGACAUCGUGCAGCAGAAGUUCCGCACGCAUAAGGAUAGUAUAGAGAUGCUGGGACGCAGCGAGGGCGAGAUCGGUGCGGACGUGCCGGACGCGCCCACCGCCGGCGCGCCAGACUCCGCCCACGUCGCCACGCUCAGGCGCCUCUGCGAUAAGGUGUCAGCUGUGAAGGCGGAGCGUGAUGCGUUAGAAAGCGAGCUGAAGAGCGCCACGGUGGACCUGCGAGCCAAGUUCCUGGAGGCGCUGGCGGCGGACGGCGCGCUCGACGAGCCCGCCACGUCCGCCGCCGCGCUCGGUGCCGCCCUCGCGCCGCUCCAGCGCCGCGUCGCCGACACGCUGCAGCAGCAGGAUCAGCUCGUCGCCGACCUGCAGGAGGCGCACUCGGCGCUGAUGGCGGCGCGCGGUGGUGCGAGCGGGCGCGACGAGAUACUGGGCAAGCUGUGCGCCGCGCACGACGCCUACCAGGACCUCACCGGCAACCUCAAGGAGGGCGUCAAGUUCUACAACGACCUCACGCAGCUGCUGGUAGCGUUCCAGAACAAGGUGUCGGACUUCUGCUUCGCGCGCAAGACGGAGAAGGAGGAGCUUAUGAAGGAUCUGACGCAGGAGGCGGCGCGCUCGCCCCCGCGCCCCGCCCCCGCCCCUCCACAACACCACGCUGACGCAGCCGCCGCCGCUGAUGAUAUUGAGCCUCCUGUAGCGGCGAAGCGUGCGCCGCCCCGCCCCCCGCCGCCCGCCGCCGCGCAGCCCUCCGCGUUGCCCUACCCUACGCAACCAGGUGGCACCGGUAUGCCGCUGCCGUACGGGGCUGCACCGGCGCCGUAUCCGGUGUACGCGCCGAUGCCCGCCCUCUACAACCCGUACGCAACGCUGCCGUAUCCGCACCACGUGCGCGCGCAGCCGCCGCCGCAGCCCUACCAGCCGUACCAGUACCCGCCCCCGCAGCAGCCCUACGCGCCCCCGCCACCCGGAUACAACCCCUACCAGCAGCAAUAAACACUUACACACGCACACACAUACACAUACAAAACACACGUGUAGUCGCGUUGACACAAAUGCGCACACACACGAGAUUACGAAUGUAACAUCAA